AUGUACCGAUUUCACCCCUCGGAUAAGAAAGGGAGGUGGAUCAUUCUCCGAAAUCCAAUCUGGAACAUGCUGCUGACGCUGAAAAUCUAUGGGCAGGAGUUUACCGACACGCCGAUGUUGAACUCGGACAUUAUGGAGAAGCUGAGGUUGAAUAAGGCGGAGUGGGCGAGGUGUGAUAUUGAGCAGUUUACCGAAAAAAGGGGUGGUUUGGGAGACCACAGCUUGUCGGCUUUUUCCUACCAGGCUCAUGCUUCCAAAAGCCCUAUGGCCCCGCCCAACUGGUAUCUCCAGACAUUCCCACCCAACCAUCCCAGCAUAUGCAUCAACUGCACGUACAUGAACGCGAUUGAGACGGUCGGCAAUUGGCACAUCGGCAUCUUCACGGGGAUUCUGCUCGAGUUUCUGGUGGACCCGUUGACCCGGCCGAGUCCGUUCUGGAUGAAGAGUUGGAUCGACAUGACGGGACUCCGCAAGGCUGCAUCCCCAGCUGGGCCGUUCGAGUUCUUUACUUAUCUCGAGCUUGUCUGGUGGCUCGUCUUUUGCGUGGCGUUCAAUCCCUUCCGCUGGAAGUGGGCAUUGUUCGUGUUCUUUGGCCUUGGCUAUGCACUUCCAGCAUGGGUGGUUCAGACUUGA
Messenger RNA from Podospora pseudopauciseta, 633 nucleotides. RefSeq lists its product as uncharacterized. NCBI's taxonomy places the organism in Eukaryota, Fungi, Ascomycota, Sordariomycetes, Sordariales, Podosporaceae. The transcript is spliced from 3 exons. The record is from RefSeq and is a predicted model, not a curated record. Bases 1 to 633 code for a protein of 210 amino acids.